This is a messenger RNA of Ilex paraguariensis (yerba mate), 987 nucleotides long. The record is from the annotation of a GenBank genome assembly. NCBI's taxonomy places the organism in Eukaryota, Viridiplantae, Streptophyta, Magnoliopsida, Aquifoliales, Aquifoliaceae.
AUGAUUAAGUUUUCAGAUCUUUCACUUAUCUUCUUGCUUUCGAUCGCGUCCGUCCUCUUUGAAUCUUCGAGCUCCUCAAUAAUCAAUCCAUCGAAAGUCAAACAAGUUUCAAUGAAACCAAGAGCUUUCGUGUACGAAGGUUUUCUAACGGAUGAAGAAUGCGAUCAUUUGAUAGCUCUUGCGAAGUCGGAGCUGAAGAGAUCGGCUGUUGCGGAUAAUGCGUCUGGAAAAAGCAAGCUCAGCGAGGUUCGGACUAGUUCCGGAAUGUUUAUUACUAAGGGAAAGGCGAAGUCGGAGCUGAAGAGAUCGGCUGUUGCGGAUAAUGCGUCUGGAAAAAGCAAGCUCAGCGAGGUUCGGACUAGUUCCGGAAUGUUUAUUACUAAGGGAAAGGAUCCUAUUGUUUCCGGAAUAGAAGACAAGAUUGCAACUUGGACCUUCCUACCUAAAGAAAAUGGGGAAGACAUACAAGUGUUGAGAUAUGAGUAUGGACAGAAAUAUGAUCCACAUUAUGAUUACUUUGCUGACAAGGUUAAUAUUGCACGUGGCGGGCAUCGCCUGGCAACUAUCCUAAUGUAUCUCACUGAUGUAGAGAAAGGUGGUGAAACUGUGUUCCCCUCAGCGGAGGAGUCUCGUCGUAAAUCUUCUGCAGCUGAUGAUGACUUAUCAGCGUGUGCAAAGAACAGUAUUGCAGUAAAACCACGAAGAGGGGAUGCACUUCUUUUCUUCAGUCUCCACCCGAGCGCAGUUCCAGAUCCAAUGAGCCUCCAUGCAGGUUGCCCGGUGAUCAAAGGUGAGAAGUGGUCCGCAACAAAGUGGGUCCACGUGGAUUCCUUCGACAAGAUCGUGGGAGCAGGUGGGAAUUGCACAGAUCAGAAUGACAAUUGUGAGAGAUGGGCUGCACUCGGGGAAUGCACUAAGAAUUCGGAGUAUAUGGUGGGAACUCCAGACCUACCGGGAUAUUGCAGGAGGAGUUGCAAGACAUGUUGA